UUUCCAAGACAGCAUGAGACAAGCAUGGCGUCCGAUACUCACGUGUCAGAUCAAAAUAAGCAGAAAUAUCGCUAUAAAAACGGCAAGAAAUUUGGAAAAGUGAAAGAAAAGCGAUGGGAACCAAAGAAGAGACCUUACGUUGCAGAGCUGGACAGUAUCAAGAGUCUCCAGGAGAGCUACAAACAGAUUGAUCUCUCAAAAGUGAGCAAAUUUUCGGAUCUCCCUUUGUCUUGGAAAACCGUGAAGGGUCUCAGUGAAAAUGAAUACACCAGUCCGACUGAAAUUCAAAGGGCAAGCCUCCUGUACAGUAUGCAAGGAAAUGAUAUUCUCGGUGCUGCAAAGACGGGCAGUGGAAAAACAUUAGCAUUCCUUAUUCCCGUCAUUGAAAGGCUUUACUGCCUACGAUGGACAAGGUUGGAUGGUCUGGGAGCUCUGAUUAUUACGCCAACUAGAGAAUUAGCUUUCCAAAUUUUUGAAACCUUGAGGAAGGUUGGCCAUCAUCACGACUUUUCUGCUGGCUUAAUUAUUGGUGGAAAAGAUUUGAAAUUUGAGACAAAGCGAAUGGACCAAUGCAAUAUUGUAAUUGGCACCCCCGGCAGGAUUUUGCAACACAUGGAUGAAAAUCCACUCUUCGACUGCGUCACCAUGAAAAUGCUGGUUCUAGACGAAGCUGAUCGCUGCCUCGACAUGGGCUUCGAGAAAACCAUGAACAGCAUUAUUGAAAAUCUGCCACCAGAGAGGCAAACGCUGCUUUUUUCAGCCACCCAGACCAAAUCUGUAAAAGACCUUGCUCGUCUGAGUUUGAAAAAUCCCAUGUACGUGUCGGUCCACGAAAAUGCCAAGCACGUAACUCCUGAAGGACUGAAGCAGAGCUACAUGGUUUGUGAGCUGCAUGAAAAACUGGCCAUGCUUUGGUCAUUCGUCAAGCACCACAAGAGGAGCAAGAUCCUCGUCUUCCUUUCCAGCUGCAAACAGGUCAAAUACAUUUACGAAGCCCUAUGUCGUCUUCGGCCUGGAAUCAGUUUGAUGGCUUUGUAUGGUUCUCUCCACCAGAUGAGGAGAAUGACAGUGUAUGAGGAUUUUUGUAAAAAGAAACACGCUGUCCUUUUUGCCACUGACAUUGCUGCUAGAGGAUUAGACUUUCCUGCUGUUGACUGGGUCCUGCAGCUUGACUGUCCAGAGGACGUAGACACCUACGUCCAUCGAGCUGGCAGAACUGCAAGGUUUACAAGUAUCGGAGAAGCCCUGCUUGUUCUUUUGCCAAGUGAAGAGCAGGCCAUGAUAGAGAACUUGACAAAGAGACGAGUUCCGAUAGAAAAAAUUCAGGUAAAUCCGAGAAAGCUGAAUAAUCCUCAGAGAGCGCUGGAGGCGUGCUUAGCAAGGGACUCGCUUCUCAAAGAAUCAGCUCAGCGAGCAUUUAUUUCUUAUUUCAAAGCCGUGUACCUAAUGAAGGACAAAGAUGUCUUUGAUGUCAAAGCCCUGGACUCUGAAGCGUAUGCCAGAUCACUCGGCUUAGCUCUUCCUCCAAGAAUAAGAUUCUUGGAAAGGAAAAUUAAGGCAGAAAACAAGAAGAAUGUAGAUGCACAGAAAGAUGAGGCACAAUAUGCUGAGGAAGAACUUUCGCAUCAAAAUCAAGCUAAAAUUCCUGCACAAGAUGCUUAUGACUUCAAAUCGAGUAAGGAGAUGCAAAUUUUGUUUUGCUUCAAAGCUAACUUAUUGUUUUAUGUAGAUUUAAGUGAUUCGGACGAUGAUGUGCUGACAAUCAAAAGGAAGAACCACGCCCUGGAAGGCGCAGAUGACGAUGCCGACGAUCUAAUUGAUUUAAAUGAAGACAAGUUGGGCAAAAGAAAAGUCACAAAAGCAGCUGUAGCCAAAAAGAUUUUAAAGAAGAAAAUUGUCGCAAACAAAAAGAUGACAUUUGAUGAGGAGGGAGAGGCUGUGAGAGAUGGCACUAAAGAGAAGGUAUCAGAGGCUGGCCAGCAGUAUGAGAAGAACACUGAGGGUGGCGGCAUCAACAUUGAAGAGGCCAAGCAGACUAUGCAGGAGGAGGACAAGUUCGACAAACAGAGAUUCCGAGAGCGACUCAAAGCUAAGAAGAGAGAGGCAAAGCAGAAGCUUAAACAGAAAAAGGCAGAAGAGAGGGAAGCUGCCCUCUUUGAUGAAGGAGAAGAUAGUGACGAAGAAGGCCCAGACUUGUCGUGGCUACCUGAUCCAGACAAGAUUUAUGGUAAGGACAGGGAGAGUGGAGACGAGGAAAGUCAGGAAGAAGAAUCUAAAUUUGAUGAUGAUAGUGAGAAUGAAUCUGAACAGAUGGAUUUGGAUGAAGACGAGGAGCCUCCGUCUAAGAAGAAAAAGCCAAGUAAGAAAAGUGUUUUAUCUUUGGAAGAAGAAGAGGAGCUGGCUUUGCAAUUCCUCAGAAGUAGAAAAUAAUUUUUUUGUGAAGAGAUUAAAAACUUUUAUUAUUAAAAUGAUUAAAAUAUAUUCUU
This is a messenger RNA of Neocloeon triangulifer, 2486 nucleotides long. Its product is annotated as probable ATP-dependent RNA helicase DDX10. Lineage: Eukaryota; Metazoa; Arthropoda; Insecta; Ephemeroptera; Baetidae. Gene Ontology annotation, molecular function: nucleic acid binding; ATP binding; RNA helicase activity. The record is from RefSeq and is a predicted model, not a curated record. Gene Ontology annotation, biological process: rRNA processing. The coding region runs from base 25 to 2430 and encodes 801 amino acids. The transcript has 12 exons. Gene Ontology annotation, cellular component: nucleus.